CAUUCGUGGUCAGCACCGUCGGUUGUAGAGCUCCUGAAGGAGGGGGAGGGGAUCACUUUUUAAAAAAAAUCUUUUCGGCCGAAGUGCGUCAAGAAAAAUCAUCGAAUCGACAGGUUUUUUUUGACAUUGUAUUUGAAGUAAAAAGUGGAUCAAAGAUCGCCGUGUUCGUGGCGUUGACGGAAUUAAGAAUGUCCCAGCCGUAGGUCGUGGUGUCAGAAAGUUGGGGUUGUCAGUCUGGAAACUUUUAUUGCCGCAGUGUUAAACUGUGGUAAAGCUGCAUCGAAAAAAUAGAAAAAUUCUGCAUGUCAGCUGAAACAAUCAGCUGUCUUGUGCACCACUUCCAUUUUGCCUCUUAAUUACCACUCAUUUCAUAGUUCUGCAUGAAAAUAAACACUACUUGUGGGAUUCAAAUUGUUCCCAGGGUGGUGAUAUCCUGAUUCACCUGAAGCUACCUGCCAAUCAGAGGCCAGCAGCCACUGUGAAGAGCAGUGGCUUUUUUUGGAAGCUCAGCAGCACUGAAAUUUCAGGAGUAGCAGGGAGUUUUCAGUAAUUUCCUCAUACAAUGGCGCAGUGGAAUCAGCUACAGCAGUUGGAUACCAGAUAUCUGGAACAACUGCACCAACUCUACAGUGACAGCUUCCCCAUGGAAUUGAGGCAGUUCCUUGCAGCUUGGAUUGAGACCCAAGAUUGGGCAUAUGCUGCAAGCAAGGAAUCACAUGCUACACUAGUGUUCCAUAAUCUGUUGGGUGAGAUUGAUCAACAGUACAGCAGAUUUCUACAGGAAUCUAAUGUCCUGUAUCAGCACAAUCUGCGGAAGAUUAAACAGUACCUGCAGAACAGGUAUUUGGAGAGGCCAAUGGAGAUUGCGCGUAUCAUAGCCCGAUGCUUGUGGGAAGAAGCACGUCUUCUUCAAGUUGCAACGUCAGUGUCACAACAAGCUGGACAAUCACCACAUCACAGCUCUGUGGUGACUGAAAAACAGCAGAUCCUCGAACACAAUCUUCAGGACGUACGGAAGAGAGUACAGGAUCUUGAACACAAAAUUAAGAUACUGGAAAACCUUCAGGAUGAUUUUGAUUUCAACUACAAGACCCUGAAAAGCCAAGGAGAUGUGCAAGAUUUGAAUGGGAAUUCACAAGCAGCAACAAGGCAGAAGAUGGCACAACUGGAACAGAUGUUGACAGCUUUGGACCAGAUGCGGAGGCAAAUAGUAACUGACCUAGCUGCCCUGCUCUCUACGAUGGAGUUUGUGCAGAAGACCUUGACAGAUGAAGAACUAGCGGACUGGAAAAGGCGGCAACAGGUAGCAUGCAUAGGAGGCCCACCAAACAUCUGCCUUGACCGCCUUGAAAACUGGAUUACAUCUUUAGCUGAGUCUCAGCUCCAAACACGUCAGCAGAUCAAGAAACUGGAAGAACUUCAGCAAAAGGUUUCUUACAAAGGUGAUCCUAUUGUUCACCACAGACCUGUUUUGGAGGAGAGAAUUGUUGAAUUGUUUCGGAGCUUAAUUAAAAGUGCUUUUGUCGUGGAGAGACAGCCGUGUAUGCCAAUGCAUCCAGACCGUCCUUUAGUGAUCAAAACAGGUGUGCAGUUUACAACAAAAGUGAGGUUGCUCGUUAAAUUUCCAGAGUUGAAUUACCAGCUUAAAAUCAAGGUUGCCAUUGAUAAGGAUUCUGGAGAUGGUUCUGCGCUGAGAGGGUCACGGAAAUUCAACAUAUUGGGAACCAAUACAAAAGUCAUGAAUAUGGAAGAAUCAAAUAAUGGGAGCCUGUCAGCAGAAUUUAAACAUUUGACCCUCAGAGAACAAAGAUGUGGAAAUGGAGGCAGAGCUAGUAGUGAUGCUUCCCUCAUUGUGACUGAAGAGCUGCAUCUAAUAACCUUUGAGACGGAAGUUUAUCAUCAAGGACUUAAAAUUGAUUUGGAGACCUCUUCACUGCCAGUUGUGGUAAUCUCCAACAUCUGCCAGAUGCCAAAUGCUUGGGCCUCAAUUCUUUGGUAUAAUAUGCUAACCAAUAACCCAAAGAAUGUGAACUUUUUCACAAAACCACCAGUUGCGACGUGGGAUCAGGUCGCAGAGAUUCUGAGUUGGCAGUUUUCUUCCACCACAAAAAGAGGCCUGAAUAUGGAGCAGCUAGGGACACUGGCUGAGAAGUUGCUUGGUCCUGGUGUCAACUAUUCUGGGUGCCAGAUCACUUGGGCAAAAUUCUGUAAAGAGAAUAUGCCUGGCAAAGCAUUUUCAUUCUGGGUAUGGCUGGACAAUAUCAUAGACUUAGUGAAGAAAUUUAUUCUUUCUCUGUGGAACGAUGGGUAUAUCAUGGGCUUCAUAAGCAAAGAGAGAGAGAGAGCUUUACUGAACGUAAAACCCCCAGGCACAUUCCUCCUUCGAUUCAGUGAGAGCAACAAAGAAGGAGGAAUCACGUUUACGUGGGUGGAAAAGGAUAUCAAUGGAAAGACCCAGAUCCAGUCUGUGGAACCAUACACCAAACAGCAACUAACCAAUAUGUCUUUUGCUGACAUUAUCAUAAGUUACAAGAUCAUGGAUGCUACCAAUAUCCUCGUGUCACCAUUAGUGUACUUGUACCCUGAUAUUCCGAAGGAAGAGGCAUUUGGAAAGUAUUGCUGCAGUGAACCUCAAGAAGCUAUUGAUCCCAAUGAUCCAGAAACAUUUGCAUACCUGAAGCGAAAAUUCAUUUGUGUGACACCAACAAAUUCUGGCAACACAAGUGACCUGUUCCCAAUGUCUCCACGUACACUGGACUCUCUAAUGCAUUGUGGAAGCAAUAAUGAAGGACCUGAACAAGGAGCAGCAGGUGGCCUUGAUUCCAUUACUCUGGACAUGGAGUUUGGCACAGAAUGUGCUGCUUCUCCAAUGUAAAUUCUGUCCACCUUUUAGACAAGGCAGAAUCUGUUAUCCUGGUUACAUCUUCAGUAUGAUUAACCACUAGUUGUAAUAGUUUACACUGUAAUAUGUUUAUAUCUAUUGUCUUUUUUGAAAUUUAAGUGCUUUAGUAAUGUUACUAUUUACUUGCAUAUAAUGCUUUUACCAUAUUGUAUCAUGUUCAUUUCCAGCUGUUUAUUUCAAAUCUAAUGCAACUAAGGAAGAUUUGUUUCAUACUAAUCCAAUGCUUCAACCUGGAUCCUUUCAGCCCCUGCGUUGGUAAAUGGUUCAGAAUGAAAUAAACUUCUUGCAAUAUGUUGCAAGACUCUGGUGCACUAGGGCAUUAUGCUACCCUUGUAUAUUGUCCUUUUCUUAAAUGGAUUCAUUAAUUAUAUGUUCUCAACGGUUUCAAGUUUGCAGUCUCACCACAUAGUGAGAUUAAAAGUAAGCAUGUUUCUUCGCUGUCUGAAUUCGGGAAUGAUUUACUUACAGAACAGAUGUGGACUACAUUGCUGCAUCUUUGCCCUCGUAUACCUUGUUUGGAAAUUGAUUCACAGUUCUGUGGAAACCAACUGUAUGUGCAUGACAUUUUUGAACUGCUUUUAAAAAUAUUUUUAUUCAUCCACUGAACAUGGACGGCCCUGGGAGUCUGGCAUGGAUUACCUGUUCCUAAUUGCUUUAAAGUCACUGGCACACCUUUCUUGGACUGCUGUAUCAGUUUGAGACAGCCAAGCAGUGUGUUAGGUCAUUUCAGAGCAUGUUUAAAUCAGUCAUGUUGGUAUAGACUUGCAGACUGGCUUAUGUGCAAGUACAUGAAAGUAGUAAAUUGUUUGCCUUGAAGGUUGUUAAGGAAUCAGUUAGAUCUUCUUCACAAACCAAAACCGUCGUUGCUUACAGAUACCAGCUUCUUGUUUCCAUAUGUUUUUUACUAACUGAAGUCAAAUUCUGUAACUGCUAUCAUGGACACUUUAUUUGCGUGAUCUGGAUUGUUAAUCUAGGCCUGGCCUGAACAGAGCUGAGAAAGAAAUGGAUGCUGAGACUGGAAAAAAUAGAAAAAGUAUUAGUCAUCUUGUGGAUGAACUCCAUCUUCUGUGACUAUUCAUUAGUUGUCCAAAGGGAAGCAUAGUGCCAUGAUGCAUCAGACAAGCUGACUGUACUCAAUUUAUUUUAAAAGUCAGCUGAAUUUUCUUUGCAUGAAUGGAUAUUGUAAUGCAUUGCUAAAUUUAGCAACAAAGUGGGAUUUUUAUGCAGCUCAUCAUUGGGUAAAUCAAUAAAACUUGUUCUCAAAAGUAGCUUUUUUUAAUUUUAAAAACAUUUUGUCUUAUGUUGCAACUCUUGUCUGAUAUUCUAAAAGACAGCAACACCUAUGUGGUGUAUUUCCACUGAAGAGAGAAGAUUCAAUGUACUAAUAAACUUAGAAAUGUUUAAAUAUGUAAAUUGCAUUAACCUGUGGGAAAUUGUAUUAUGUCUGGGAUUUAUACCCUUUUUAGAGAGGUAUUGUUGACAUUGCUGGAGCUGAAUAAUAAUUAAAAACUGUUUGAACUAGCCUAGACCAGAGGCAGAAGAUUUAUAAUUCAACAAGGUCUGCAACUAUUCUGUCUUUCAAUGAUGCAAUAUUUAUCAUGGACAGAAGUAUAUACAGAACAAUGCUUGAUCUGAUCUGGGGAAUGCAUUUUAAGAAUUCUUGAUAAUGUCCUUGAUCUUGAGAUUGAUUGAUUUGAUUAAUUGAUUGGAGUAAGCAGACUGUGCAAGUGAAAUGCUACGUAUGACCACACCUUUUGACACAAGUGCAUUUUAAAGCUUAAAGAGUAUUUUCUUUUCCCCUGUGUAAAACUUCUCUGCAAGAGGCCACGUAGUAGUGUUAACAGUUCCAGUGGAUAUGCAUUGUACUGCCGUUGAUAAUGUUGCUUUAAACCUAUAAUCAUGAUCUUUGACUUGUAACUCAGAAAUUCAUUCAGUUAUGCAGAAACAAUUUUUAGUGUAUCUUUGAGUAUUCUUCCCUGUAUGUUAGAGGAGAGGGAAGAAAACUUCUAUAAAUUUGAAACAUUUUCUCGAUCAGGAAACUGAAUUCAUUGGCAAAAGUAAUUAUUUAACAGAGCUACUAUACAGGUGUCCAGGUUUGAAUUCAACUGAUUUGAGUAAAUAAGAAACACUUUAUUAUGUCUCAUUUCCCUGAUUCAAUCUAAUGCAGUUCUAUUUAAUUGUACUAUAAAGCCAAUUGUAUGUAUCCGCUUUCUUCAAAAUGAAUUUACUUUUCAGAAGUAGAGAUGCAUAUUUCUACUCCCAAAAAUUGUAUAUUGAGCAAAGAAAGAAUGUAGGAUGUAAUGAAUUCUAAAAAUGGUUGAAUGUCAUUUUAAGUUGUAAAGCAUUCUAAGAUCAUGCAUCCUAUUCUAAUUUCAAUGUUCUUAUUUCUCAGUUUCAUUUUUGAAAUGUAUGUUUUGACUAUAUUCAAGAUGUGUAUAUGAAAAGUGUGUGUAAAUGAAAAAGGCAGCAUUCAUUUAUGCUGUAAAUCUCCGUAUCCUUUUACUGAUUAAAGGGCCAAGCUUUAACUGUUCAGUUGUUCCAGUACUUUUUAUUCACACAAGUUUUGAUUUGUCAAAAUGAUCUUCAAAUUACCAUUGAUUUUGCUGGAAAUAAAAUAUAUUUUCAUCAUCGUGA
Molecule: messenger RNA, 5536 nt
Organism: Stegostoma tigrinum
Lineage: Eukaryota; Metazoa; Chordata; Chondrichthyes; Orectolobiformes; Stegostomatidae
Gene: stat3
Product: signal transducer and activator of transcription 3 (acute-phase response factor)
Exons: 27
Coding region: 563-2875 (770 amino acids)
Biological process (GO): leptin-mediated signaling pathway; regulation of cell population proliferation; growth hormone receptor signaling pathway via JAK-STAT
Molecular function (GO): RNA polymerase II cis-regulatory region sequence-specific DNA binding; DNA-binding transcription factor activity, RNA polymerase II-specific
Source: RefSeq, a predicted model, not a curated record